Sturnus vulgaris (Common starling) is the source of this 618-nucleotide messenger RNA. NCBI's taxonomy places the organism in Eukaryota, Metazoa, Chordata, Aves, Passeriformes, Sturnidae. The record is from RefSeq and is a predicted model, not a curated record.
AUGGCCACGGGCGAGCCGCUGGGCUGCUGCGAGCGCGUGGCCAUCAACGUGGCCGGCCGGCGAUUCGAGACCUUGGUGCGAACGCUGCGGCGAUUCCCGGACACGCUGCUGGGAGACCCCCGGCGCCGGCGCCGCUUCUUCGACCCCCAACGCCGCGAGUAUUUCUUCGACCGGCACCGCGGCGCCUUCGGGGCCGUGCUCUACUAUUACCAAUCCGGGGGGCGGCUGCGGCGACCGCCCGACGUGCCCCUGGACGUGUUCCUGGAGGAGCUGAGGUUCUACCAGCUGGGCGACGAAGCCGAGGAGAGGCUGCGCGAGGCCGAAGGCUUCGCGGUGGAGGAGCCGCCGGCGCUGCCGCGGGGAGGUUUGAGGAGGAGGGCGUGGUUGCUGUGCGAGCACCCCGAGAGCUCGCCGGCCGCCAGGGUGGUGGCCCUGCUGUCCGUGCUGGUCAUCCUGGUGUCCAUCGUGGUGUUCUGCCUGGAGACGCUGCCGCAGUUCCGGCCCGGCGUCGACGGGGAGGUGAGUGGGGGGGGGAAGCCAUCUUCAUCACCGUCGUCAUCGUCAUCUUCAUCAUCGUUGUCAUCUUCAUUGUUGUUAUUAUCGUCAUUGUUCUUGUAA